Messenger RNA from Meriones unguiculatus (Mongolian gerbil), 1148 nucleotides. RefSeq names its product OX-2 membrane glycoprotein-like. Bases 56 to 922 code for a protein of 288 amino acids. The transcript is spliced from 6 exons. Gene Ontology annotation, molecular function: cell-cell adhesion mediator activity. The record is from RefSeq and is a predicted model, not a curated record. Gene Ontology annotation, biological process: negative regulation of macrophage activation; regulation of immune response. NCBI's taxonomy places the organism in Eukaryota, Metazoa, Chordata, Mammalia, Rodentia, Muridae.
GCUCAGCUAUGAUAAGAUAUUUUGACUUUAGCGACAACUUUAACCAACAGAUUCAAUGGACUUUUUAUUCUUUUGUCUUCUCCGUCUUUUAAUGCUUACUCUCUGUGCCCAAGAAUCAGAGACAUUGCAGAUGAUAAAACAUAAAAAUUAUGAGACUGCAGUCCUUGGGAGAAACGUGACCAUCUUCUGCAACUUGACAAGUCUGUCAAAUGUUGAGCAAAUCACCUGGCAAAAGAUCCAAGGCUCUUUGCCUCAAAAUAUUGGCACUUACAGUCGCAAAUACGGGGAAAAGAUCCUCCCACCAUAUGAAAACAGGCUGCACUGCAAGAUCCUGGAACCCAGCGCCUCCUUCAUAACUAUCCAGGAAGUGACAUUUGAAGAUGAAGCCUGCUACAAGUGUCUUAUGAACACUUUUCCACAUGGUAGUCAUGGAGAACAAACCUGUCUUAACAUUUUAGCUGUAUCUGAGUUAGUAACUGAACUCCAGUCUGUUCCUGGCUCUGAAGAUCUCCAUCAUCUUCAUUGUUCAGCUGUGGGAAAGCCUGCCCCUGGAAUCUCAAUUCACCCCUCAGGAGUCAUAGUGUCCACAGAAGCGUACACUCUUCAGAACCUCAAUACCACAGUGACUGUCACUAAAAGCUACAACAUCUCUUUGAAAACUGUGAUGUCCUUGGGUCUCCAUAACCUGGUUGUGUCCAUGACUCACCCCGUAAGACAGGAAGAGAAGAUAGUUCCUCUGCCAGUACAUCAAGAAAGUACCAAGGAUCCUUGUUUAAAUUGGAUGAUAACUGCAAUUGUAUUCAUCAUUCCAUAUAUCAUCUUUGGAGCUGUUUUCUCUAUUAAUUUCAAAAGGAAAAGACCAAAACAAUUAUGUUUACGGAAGCAGGAUGAGAGGAGCCAGGAACACCACACGCUUUCCUGACAGUUUGUCCUUUUCUGUACAGAAGCUUUUUAAUUGCAAGAGAUCCCAUUUAUUAAUUAUUGAUCUUGGAGCCUAAGCUGUUGACUGCAAGGGACAAGAACUCGCUGGCUUUUUGAUGACUUCCUCCUGGCGAGGCUGCCUUGCUGGGCCACAGGUGAAGAGGACAUGCUCAGCCCUGCUGCAACUUGAUGAGCUGAGGUGAAAGGGAGCUCCCCUUUCCUGAGAA